UGAUACAUGGAUGCAUGUUGCAUUGGCAAGUUAAGAGGUGGACGUGGACUCGGAGGUGCCAUGACGAUCCCGCCGGCAAAACUUCGGCGAAUCAAAAAUUCCCCGGACUGGAACUUUUUUUCGAGAGCAGCUCGCAGACGGCAGUCCACCCACCGACACACACAACGAUGGCGCAGACCAAGGCCACCAAGAAGUUUGAGAAGCGGCAUCUCAAGGAUACGCUGGAGAAGCGGAAUGGGUUCAAGAAGAUCAAGCAGCGGCAGCAGGUGAAGGCGAAGAAGAAGGCACGCAGAGCGGAAGAGCAUGGCGAGCCCGAGCCACGCAAGGCAGCGCCGAACAGCGUGUCAAAGGAGGCCAAAGAGAAGCUACAAUCUAUGAGUGUCGAUGAGUUCUUCCAAGGUGGAUUCGAAGUUCCCGAACUCCCCAAGAAUGGCAGCAAGAGGAAGAGGUCGCAGCAGGUGGAAGAGGACGAAGAAUCCGAUGCCUCCUUCGAGCAGGAACCAGUGCCGCAAGAUGACGACGUGGACGACAUGUCAGAGGAGGAUGACCUGGAAGACCAUGAACAGCAACUGCAGGCUCUCGCGCAAAAUGACCCCGAAUUCCACAAGUAUCUGCAGGACAACGAGCCGGAACUACUGGACGUCAACCUUGAUGAACUAGAGGGACUCAACGAUGAUGAGGAACCCAAGCGGAAAAAGUCAAGGAAGAGCAAGGACAUGGAUGCCGACGAGUCGGGGGAAGAGCCCGAGGCGAAGAACAACGAGCUCACCAAAGCCACCAUUCGAAAGUGGGCGUCCGCCUUGACCACCCAACACUCCCUUCGCACCGCUCGCGAGGUCAUCCUCGCAUUCCGCGCCGCCGCCCAUGUCUCCGACGACGAUGAACAAGGCUUCAAAUACUCCGUCUCCGACCCCCAAGUCUAUCACGAGCUCCUCACCCUCGCCCUUAAGCAGAUCCCGGCGGUUUUCGAACACCAUCUUCCCGUGCAAGAGAACAAGCACGGCAAGGUGCACGUGGCGACGGAGAGCAAGAAGUUCAAGACCAUCACACCACUUCUCCGCAGCCAUGUCGGCAGUAUACUGCAUCUCCUCGACCACCUGUCCGACCCGGCGACUCUGCGAUUGACUCUCUCCUGCACUCUCCCGCUGCUCCCCUACCUCCUCUCCUUCAAGAAGCUCGUCCGCGACAUGACCAAGGGUGUCACCAAUGUCUGGUCCCUCACAUCUAACACAGAAGCAACGCGUAUUGCCGCCUUCCUUCUGCUCCGCCGCCUGAUGGUCAUUGGCGACCCAGGCAUACGUGAAAAUGUGCUGAAAGCCAUCUACCAGGCUCUCGUUAAGGGAUCCAGAAACACCACCAUCCAUACCCUCGCCGGCGUGAACCUCAUGAAGAACUCCGCCUCGGAGCUGUGGGGUCUCGACGGAAGUGUGGGCUACACCACCGCUUUCACCUUCAUCCGACAACUCGCCAUCCACCUGCGCAACUCCAUUCAGAACAACGCGAAAGAGUCGUACAAGGCCGUGUACAACUGGCAAUACGUCCACAGCCUGGACUUCUGGUCCCGCGUCCUCUCCGCACACUGCACCGCCUCUGAUGCCCCCCUACGACCGCUCAUAUACCCGCUGGUUCAAGUGACGCUGGGCGCCAUGCGCCUCAUUCCCACCGCAACAUACUUCCCCCUCCGCUUCCAACUCAUUCGAUCUCUCCUCCGCCUAAGCCGGGCGACAGGAACUUACAUUCCACUCGCAGCACCAAUCUACGAAGUGCUAACAUCGGGCGAAAUGCGCAAAGUGCCCAAACCCGCCACGCUGAAACCUCUCGACUUCUCUACCGCCAUCCGCGCCCCGAAGGCCUAUCUCCACACCCGCACGUACCAGGACGGCACCGGCGAGCAAGUGCAGGAGUUGCUGGCGGAGUUCCUCGUGCUGUGGAGCAAGAACAUUGCCUUUCCCGAGCUGUCCCUGCCGGUGACGGUGAUGCUGAAGCGCUGGCUGAAGGAUGUCAAUAGUCGUGAAUUCGGCAAGGGGAACAAGAACCCGCGGGUCAAUGGCAUGGUGUCGCUGGUCGUGCAGAAGGCGGAAGCGAACGCGAAGUGGGUUGAAGAGAGGAGAGCAAAGGUGGAGUUUGCGCCGAAUGAUCGCAAGGGCGUUGAGGCCUUCUUGAGGGAAGUGGAGUGGGAGAAGACGCCUAUUGGGGCGUUUGUUGUUGGCUUGAGACGGACGAAGGAGGAGAAGGAGAAGGUAUUGGAGCAGGCUAGGAGGGACGAGGAGAAGAAGGGGCAGGAUGAGAGGAAUGCUAAGGAGAAGGAGAAGGUUAGUAAUGGAAGGAUUGAGGAAAGUGACGUUGACAGCGAGGAGGACGAGGACGAGGAAGCGGAAGAGAUGAGUGAAGCGGAGGAUCUUGAUGACGACUUCACCAAUGACGAGGAUGAAGAAGUGGAAGGUGAGGAUCUUCUCAUUGACGGGGAUGAGUGAGAUGAUUGGAAUAGAUAGAUACCUUGCGCUACAAUCACAACGUUGUCCAUGCUCGAC
Neohortaea acidophila is the source of this 2531-nucleotide messenger RNA. Its product is annotated as Noc2p family-domain-containing protein. Gene Ontology annotation, cellular component: nucleoplasm; Noc1p-Noc2p complex; Noc2p-Noc3p complex. NCBI's taxonomy places the organism in Eukaryota, Fungi, Ascomycota, Dothideomycetes, Mycosphaerellales, Teratosphaeriaceae. The record is from RefSeq and is a predicted model, not a curated record. Bases 15 to 2474 code for a protein of 819 amino acids. The transcript has a single exon. Gene Ontology annotation, biological process: ribosomal large subunit biogenesis.